CCAUCUGCGUGCGGACACGCCUUGGCCUUGUUUCCUAAACACCUGGGGCUGGCUUGGGUUCGCGGAAGGAAAAAAGUAGAAAAUUAGAGCUAACUAGAGGGAAGUGAAAGUGGAAAAUUAAUGUGAGAAAGCCACCUGCCAGGUCCUUGUGACUGGACACCAUGCCUCUUCCAGAAACCAUGUUCUGUGCUCAGCAGAUCAAAAUCCCCCCGGAGCUACCUGAUAUUCUGAAGCAAUUUACUAAAGCUGCUAUCAGAACUCAGCCUUUUGAUGUUUUGCAGUGGGCAGCUGCGUAUUUUUCAGCCUUAUCUAAAGGUGAACCCCUUCCUGUGAAGGAGAGGCUCGAAAUGCCGUUAGCAACAGAGAAAAAAGAUGCUGGUUUGACCCCAGGACUCCUUAAGGUCUUGCACAAACAGCUUUCUUCCAAAGGCAUGGUGGCCAUUGCAGAACUGAGGGAAAAAUGGAAGCAUUUGGGCUUGCCAGAGGAGCAGCUGGAAGCUAUCCUGCAGUUGGACAGUUUUGGCGAGGAGGUGGAGUGGAUGAAGUUUCUGGCACUUGGGUGCAGCGUGCUUGGUGGGUCCUUACUGAGUUCAAUGAAGCAGGCCUGUGAGAUCCUAACAAGAGACCCAGAAGGUGGAGCAGCUCGAAUUCCCUUCGAAACAUUCUCGUUCCUUUAUUUGUAUUUGGCCAGUAUUGAUGGAGAGAUAUCAGAGACAGAAACUAAUGCAUUCCUCGAGGAAAUUAAAGAAAAAGCGGACAAACACUCUGGCAUGGUGCUGAUCAGACAUUUCCUGCCAUACUCCUUCAUAUUUUAUUGAUCAACCUUACCAGCCCUACUCUUCAGCAUGAGGUGAGAAGAGAAAUAAAAGAAGGAAUAAAUAAGUUCAAGAAAGUAAUUUGUGUUCAAAGUACCAUAAUUUGCACAUUUCAGAACAACAUGAUCCUCUUCUCUA
Messenger RNA from Zonotrichia leucophrys gambelii, 953 nucleotides. RefSeq names its product rhophilin associated tail protein 1 like (gene ROPN1L). The record is from RefSeq and is a predicted model, not a curated record. NCBI's taxonomy places the organism in Eukaryota, Metazoa, Chordata, Aves, Passeriformes, Passerellidae. The transcript has 7 exons. The coding region runs from base 162 to 818 and encodes 218 amino acids.